Chelonus insularis is the source of this 2064-nucleotide messenger RNA. RefSeq lists its product as uncharacterized. Lineage: Eukaryota; Metazoa; Arthropoda; Insecta; Hymenoptera; Braconidae. The record is from RefSeq and is a predicted model, not a curated record. Gene Ontology annotation, molecular function: protein binding. The coding region runs from base 571 to 2046 and encodes 491 amino acids. The transcript is spliced from 3 exons.
GAUAUGAUGCGUACGCUCACGUUUAGUUUAUCAGUAAUAAAACAUUUAGUGCACAUAUUAGUGUACUGACUGACUAUGAAUCUCGUUGUACGGUCAUUCGGUCAUUGACCGCCAACAAAUGAAAAUCAAACAAUCAAUAGUAUUUAAAUAAUAAUUAAUUAUAUACAUAAAUAUAUAAUUAUAUUAAUAUAUUUUUUAAAUAUUCUAUAAAUUUUACUCACAUUGUCAUUAUCAAUCAUUUCUAUAUUAGCAUGUCUCUUUGUGGAUUUUAAUAAAACAAAUGCGCGCGAAUAAGUACGUGCUGUGAUCAGUCUUUUAUUUGAUCUUGUUAGAAAAUUGAGCCAACAGCAAUUUUACAUGUUGCAGUUGAAUAAAAAUCAUAAAUAAAUUAAAUAAAACAGACGACGGAAAAUAGUCAUCGCCAAGAGUAACAGGUGACGACACGGUGGAUAAAUUGAAGCGAAGGAGAAUUAAUAUUGAAUAAUAUUAAAAAGAAGCAAGUGAAUGACAAUUAAAUGAGAAUAGAAGAAGAAUAAACAAAAAUAAAAGUGGAUAUCUCGUGAUGCGGUGAUGGCUCUCUUAUAUAGAUUCGCGCAGCUACCAGAUCGCGGUGGCACGCGGGUCUUUUCCUUUGUCGUCACCAGAAGUGUGGUGCGUGAUCCUGAAAGAGAUGUAACCAGCAAAGAGCUUGUUUGCGGUUUUCAAAAAUGGGCUGUGGCCUUUUCACGAGGUGACAAGGUUCUUGGAGUGUACCUAGUAUGGAGAGGAGCAGCACCAGGGCUUCGUGUGUAUGUUGACUUCACAUUCACACUAUUGAACCGUGAACAUUUUUCGGUGAACGAGGGUUUUUCUGGAAAGAGAGUCAAGUUUACGUAUGACGCACCAGCGCAAGGUAAUAGAAACUACAUUCCCGUGUCAGACUUGUAUAGUAGGAAUUUCGCUGACCCAAACGGCGAAUUUCAAUUGGAAUUGUCAAUGGCAAAUGUGAGGACAAUAUUCACAGCAGAGGUGCGAAUGCCAACAGGAGUAUUUACAGCAGGACAACCAAAGUCGAAUAAAUUGGAAACAGGAUACUUUACAUUUGGUGGAUUUGACUGGAAUUUAGUUAUUUAUCCACAGGGUAACAAAGAAAGCGACACACGUCCAGAUACUAGACUUAGUGUUUAUUUAGUUAGAUUGACGGGUUUUGAUCACCGUUGUCGAGUUCGUUACAAUGUAACACUUGGUGAAGGUGAGAGAAAAAUAGAAUCUGGACAAAUUCAAGAUCUAUCUGAUGCUGAAGGUCGUGGUUAUGGAUGGCAUCCUCGGGUUCGUUGGUCAGAUAUUGCAUAUAAAGGCACACUCCGUGUUUCACUGGAAAUGAUUGAAGCAAGAACGAUAUCAGAAAUAGCUGUUCAAGCACUAGGACCAUCUAUUCAACUUCCCGCGGCACCGUGUUAUGAUCGAGAUAAACAAGCUUGGACAAUACGUGCUGAUCUACACUCAGAUACAGUAAGACUGCAUCUUGUUUACAAAGAUAUACACAACGUACCCCGCAAUCAUCUCCGUUACAUCAGUUGGUCAGCUUACUUGAUACGAGGCGAUGAGUCUAAUCCAGAAACAAUUUUGCUACCCGGUGCACCAUUUAGUCGUUAUUAUGCUCAAGAAGCUGCAGAUGAGGGUAUUAUUAUGGAAACAAGUCUGGGCGUGAAUGAAGUUAAUGACGAUGAUUGCCCUUUUCUAACAGACAAAGGUCAAUUGAGAGUACGCAUUGAGUGGAAUGAAAGCCAUCUAUUAUUUCAAGCAACUUAUCACAAAUACGAUGAUGUUUGUCGGGUACACAAUCAACAAAUGCGACGUGAGAUAGCUGCGUUACAAGCUGAAAACUAUAGCUUAGAGAGACAAUUGUUUAGCUAUCAGAAGAGUUUGGCAUAUGCUCAAGCACAACAACAACAACAGCAGCAGCAACAAGCACAAGGUGGAUCAUUGGCAUCUAGUGGUCAACAUUCAACCCACAACAGUGGGCCCCUAGAGAGAUCUGCUUCCACAGACACUGAAUACGCCUGACAAGUAUUGUUAGAACAA